Messenger RNA from Pteropus alecto (black flying fox), 716 nucleotides. RefSeq names its product microsomal glutathione S-transferase 3 (gene MGST3). Bases 148 to 606 code for a protein of 152 amino acids. The record is from RefSeq and is a predicted model, not a curated record. Lineage: Eukaryota; Metazoa; Chordata; Mammalia; Chiroptera; Pteropodidae. Gene Ontology annotation, molecular function: glutathione peroxidase activity; glutathione transferase activity. The transcript has 6 exons. Gene Ontology annotation, cellular component: endoplasmic reticulum; membrane; nuclear envelope.
GGGAGCGAGGCGGACUCUUCAUUCACGGUCCUGCCUUGAGGUUCUGAGAACUUCCCCCUCUAUCUGGUGUCGCUGCCCGGAGCCCGCGGGCCACAGCGAAGGGGCGGCUGCAGGGUGUGGAAGGGACCGGAAGCUCGUUGAGCCAACAUGGCCGUCCUCUCCAAGGAGUAUGGCUUCGUGGUGCUGACGGGGGCCGCCAGCUUCAUCAUGGUCGGCCAUCUGGCCUUCAAUGUGUCCAAGGCCCGCAAGAAGUACAAGGUGGAGUACCCCACCAUGUACAGCGCAGACCCCGAGAACGGACACCUGUUCAACUGCAUUCAGCGAGCCCACCAGAACACGUUGGAAGCGUAUCCGGCCUUCUUGUUUUUUCUAGCUGUUGGGGGUGUUUACCACCCGCGAGUAGCUUCCGGUUUGGGCCUGGCCUGGAUUGUCGGACGGGUUCUCUACGCCUACGGCUAUUACACAGGAGACCCUAGCAAGCGGAGCCGGGGGGCGCUGGGCUCCGUCGCCCUUCUCGGCUUACUGGGCACCACCGUGGUCUCGGCCUUCCAGCACCUCGGCUGGCUUAGACCUGGCUUGGGCAGUGAGUGCAAAUCCUGCCAUUAAAGAAUGAUAGGGUGUCUGAAAACUCUGAUUUCGUCCCGAGUGACUUUUAUUUCCAGUUACAGUUUUUCUAAAUAUAAUAAAAAUUUAUCUGGCAUCAGCCUCAUACGUAA